AUGAUAGGCCCUGUUACAGUUGGCGAUACAAUCCGUUUUUCCAAGUUGCCAGUGAGAAUAACAGAAGUUCUUAUCUCAACCCCCAUAUUCAAAACAUGCAUUGGAAAAGAUCCAGAAAACCGAGCACUUUUUAUUAAACAGUUCAAUUUGAUCAAUAACGAAGAAGCUUUCCGACGCGAAGUGAAAGCUUAUCAACUAAUUGGAUCUCAUCCCAAAAUAGUGACCAUGCUAGAUUACACUGAAGGCUCCCAUAAUUGAGGAGCAAUUCUAUUCGAACAUUGUGCAGAUUGCGAUUUACGAGAUUUUAUUACUGAAAAAGAAAUCAAUGAAGACAAAGUCAUGGUUCUGCUAAGCGAUUUAAUUUUGGCACUACAUCAUAUUCAUCAGAAAAAUCUUAGCCAUAGGAAUUUAAAGCCUGAAAACAUAAUUGUGACUGUCGACUUGAAAUUUAAGCUCGCAAAUUUUCAGUCAUCUAUAAGUGAAGAAGAAGUAAACGGUCUUUAUGGGCCUGAUUUAAGUGAAGACAUUGAAGCAAAUACACCGGUAGAUUAUAGAUCGCCCGAACAACUAGAUUUGAUACCUGGAUAUCCAGUAGGGAUUCAAGUUGAUAUGUGGGGUCUUGGGUGCCUUCUUUAUGAGCUGCUUUAUAAGGAGCAUCCAUUUGGCCAGAAUCUUCAAGACCAGCUAAGAGGGAAUUUUAAAACUGAAAAUAAACACAUGAAGGCUUGAUGGCGAGGACUCUUCACAAGGCUUUUUGAAGUAAAUCCGCGAGAAAGGGCAACUUCUCUAGAGAUUAUUACAUUAAUCCAUGAUAAAAAAGCAAAUAAAAAUCAAGAUGAAGCAGCAGAAGAAUCAUCAAAAUCGUCAGGACUUUCAAGCAUCUUUAUGAAAAGCAGUAACUCAUGGGUAAAAGCUGUGACUGCUGAUAACGAUCAUAUCCCAGACACAGGCUAUCUGAAUAAAUUGAUAGAAAAAGCAUGGAAAAAGCCUUUUAAGAUUUCAAAAUUUUACAAGUCACUGAUGAAUCGAUCAAUUGAUAAAGGAAUUGUGGCAAUGAAAGCUUUAUAUGUCCUUCAUAAGUACUUUAUGUUUGGUCCAAGACAAGUUUUAAUGGCAGAAGACCAAAUAAACCAAUUUUUAGAAUGCGUGCAGCAUAGCUGGGAAUCACCUAAUAAAUCGAAAAAAGAUAAACAAACAGAUUAUUUCAGAGAUUUAAUCAAAGAAUAUUCAUCAAUUUUGAAAGAAAAGCACAGACUUCACAUAGAAACAAGGACUUUAGGAAAUUGAACUGACAAUGAAAUUAAUGAGCUCCCACAAAUAGAAGCUUUACUUACCUAUUGGAGAAAGCUGAUAAGGACUACUGAAUCUUUUUUUUCUAUGAAAGGAGAUUUGUCUAGAUUUUGGGCCAUAAUUUCAGCACUUCUAUUAGAAGAACAAGAAAGACUUGAUCUAUUAACUAACUCCUCCUCCGUGAGUGAACAAAACCAUGAAAAACCACCCUCCAUAAGUGAACAAAAAUUUUUUUUAAUAGAAAAUAUUUUUUAGGAAAAAAAAAUUGAUAUAUAAGUGAUAAUUAUUAUAAUGAAAUCUAUAGCUAAUUGUGUUUAAUUUUAAACAAAUUGCGUUUUAAAACAUAAAUUUUAUAAUUAAAAUAAUAUUGCUUUCCAAUUUUUGCAAAUUAAGAUUUUUUUUAAAUUUCGAAAAAAAAAUUUCUAUAUAAUUUUUUUUUUAAAAAACAAAUUAACCCCCCUUCGUAUGAACAAAAAUUUUUUUACUCACAGAGGGGGGAGUAAGCAAAGCUUAAAGCAAGUUCUUCCAAGUGACAAAAUUGCUGACCUCUCUUCUAUAUAUAAUCAAAACCAGCAAUCAACACUAUCUCUUAUAACAGUUUUUAGACAAAACAACCCAGCAAUUCUUCUCCCUCAGUUUUCAGUCCUCCAGCAGAAUAAAAACAGGGGAUCUAUUGUUGAUGUGCUAAAAAAUAGACGGCUAACACAGCCAAUAUAUAAUGAAAGAAGGGUUAGCAAUGAAAAAAUAAAUACAGGUGAAGCAAGAUUUUCAAACCGUGAAGAAUUUAAAUCUCCAGCUGAAGCCAAAUCAGCUACUUUAGGGCAUGGAACAGAAUGCAGCUCUGAAGCUGAGCCUUACACAACUUGCACAAGCCAAACUAUUUUGCAAACUCCUGAGACCCCUAAAUCAAUCAAUGGGAAACCUCUUUCUAAGUCAGCCAAAAAAGCAGAUCCAUGGGCAAGUUUCCAGGAAUCCCCUUGAAUAAUCCAUUCAAAUGAGCUUACACGUGAAGAAGAAAUCGGCUCAGGGAGCUCUUGCACAGUCUAUAAAGGAUUAUAUAGAUAUACUCCAGUUGCUAUUAAAGUAAUGAGGAAUUCCAGCAUCCCAGGCGCUAUGGAAAAUGAAUUUAAUAGAGAAAUCACAACAAUGAUGAGACUUCGGCACCCAAAUCUUGUGCUUUUUAUGGGAGCUUGCAUUGAAAGCCAAUUUUCAAUUGUUACAGAAUUUUGCGCAGGAGGAUCAUUAUUUAAGCUUCUUUAUGAAGAUCGCGAAGUAAAGUUAUCAUGAAAACAAAGGAUAAGAUUAAGAUUAAGAUUACGCUGGGUAUUUAAGGUCCCUACUACGUCCGAGGUCGCAUGCGACGGUUUCCCGUGUGGUGGCAGAGCGUUCACCAAGCCCGGGCCGAAACCCCCGGUUUCUCGGUAGAGGUAUUGUCAAGGGCCGUCUCAUACCGGCUUUGCUGACCACCUCCAUUUCCAACUUGGAUCGUCGCCUAAGUUUACGCCAACUCCGCUUCGUCGUCCGCCAGAUCUGCCCAUUGAAGGGCACCUUUUAAACUGGAGAGACCCCCGUUUUGGUGUCUAACUCGCCUCCCCUCUUUUCCGGUCAUCCCGAAAAAGAACUCAACAGCUUUCGCCAUUCGGAGCGAGCCACUAAAGCAGCUUAGGCAGGUAAGUCACCCUGCCUCAUUUCGGGCACUCACUGGGCUGAGCGCUGCUGGCAAAAAGAAGUCACGAAUAACUGCCCAUGGGUCUGGUCGCAAAAACAGCGGCUCUCGCGCUUAGGCCUCUCGCUUCGAGGUCCCAGACGUUGUUGGGCUAAUUCCUGGCUCCAAAAACCAUGCCCGGAUAUACAUGGGUAACCACCACUGAGAGGGUGGGUCGGUCGCCAUACGCCAUUUUAUGUAUAUGAAAACAAAGGAUAAAGAUUGCGAAAGAUGUAGCAUAUGGAAUGGCAUAUUUGCAUGGAAAUAAUCCACCGAUUAUUUAUAGAGAUUUAAAGUCAUUGAAUUUAUUACUAGCUGAGCCUGUUACCUCUCCAAGUGACAAUGUUCUAAUAAAAAUCGCUGACUUUGGGAUCUCGAAGUUCAUAGAAGAUGAGCAUAUGACAGGACUUAUGGGGACUUGCCACUGAAUGGCCCCAGAGGUACUUGCAAGCCAGCCUUAUUCUCUAGAGGCUGAUGUUUAUUCUUUUGGUGUCGUUCUAUGGGAGAUUUUAUCAAGAGAAACCCCUUAUAGAGGCGUAAAUCCAGCAACCAUUCCAUACAAAGUGCUGCAGCUCGGUGAAAGACCAGAUAUCACAAAAAUCCCACAAACAACCCCAGUUGAGCUGAGAGAUUUAAUUACAACAUGCUGGUCAUCGAACCAAAAAGACAGGCCUUCUUUCUCAAAAAUUUUAGAAAUAUUAAAUACUCUAACUUUUUAA
Messenger RNA from Blepharisma stoltei, 3714 nucleotides. The record is from the annotation of a GenBank genome assembly. Lineage: Eukaryota; Ciliophora; Heterotrichea; Heterotrichida; Blepharismidae.